This is a messenger RNA of Aedes albopictus (Asian tiger mosquito), 1850 nucleotides long. Its product is annotated as proton-coupled amino acid transporter-like protein CG1139. Gene Ontology annotation, molecular function: L-amino acid transmembrane transporter activity. The transcript is spliced from 5 exons. Lineage: Eukaryota; Metazoa; Arthropoda; Insecta; Diptera; Culicidae. Bases 601 to 1836 code for a protein of 411 amino acids. The record is from RefSeq and is a predicted model, not a curated record. Gene Ontology annotation, biological process: amino acid transmembrane transport.
AAAUCAUUAUCAAAAACUAUUCUCUUGACAACUUCUAACGACCUCAUUACUGCAAAUCCGUUAAAUCGCCACGCCGCCGGCUCAAUCAUCGCGUUAUUGAAAUUUCAAUGCAACAGCUGUGGGAGCACCCGACCGUAAAUCCCAACCGCAGAAGGGGGUUCUGACUACGUACCUAGGUAUAAAACAACGUGCUUUUCCAUAACAAAAAACGCCGAUACCUAACUAGCAACAAUAUGCCUACCCCAGUAAUGCAAUGGGAGAUCGCAUUGAAACUAUGGCUACAGCUCGGCUCCAUCCCGGUCAUUUCCGAUAGUCAGUUCGUGAGAUUACACUGCAGGUAUCGGUGAACGAACGUUGUGAAGAAAAGUGCUACUGUGAUAUUUGCAUUUGGCGUUUGAAAUUAUGUCAUCAUCGGUGGAAAACUUGGAAAAGUAAGUUGAGCACGUGACUUCGGUGGGAUGCAAAAGUGACAGUUGAGUUAUUGGUGUUUUUCAGAAAUUAUGAUGACGAUUACAAUCCAUUUGAGUAUAGGAACAUCAAGAAACCGAAUACGUAAGUGACCUUGAAAGCGAUAGAAUCUGAGAUUUCUACUAACUGUGAAUGCAUUGCAGAACGAUUGGUAGUUUUAUCCACAUAAUCAAAGGUUCCUUAGGUACGGGGAUCAUGGCAAUGCCGCUGGCAUUCAAAAAUGGAGGUUUGAUUUUCGGGUCAAUCGGAACCGUAGUGAUCUGCGCUCUCUACGCUAAUUUCGUACAUCUACUGGUAAACACAUCGCAAAAAGCAUGCAAGAGAAGUCAAGUGCCAAUGUUGGGAUUCAGUGCAACUGCGAAAGAUGUUUUCAGCAAUGGACCGCCAGCUGUACGACCUUACACGAGCUAUGCAUCGGGCUUCAUUGACUCGAUGAUGGUGGUUGAUAGUUUUCUCACGGCUUGUUUGUACAUAGUUUUCAUAGCUAAAUCGUUGCAAGACGUACUCCGCUACCAGUUGCAGCUCGAUUGGGACACCAGGAUUUAUAUUGUGUUACUGCUAAUUCCGCUGCUGAUCAUUGUUCAGGUUCGCAAAUUGAAACAUUUGGUUCCGUUCACGGCUAUUGCUAGUGGUUUAAUUGUGACGGCCAUCGGUAUCUCUUUGUACUUCAUCUUCAGCGCUGAAUUCGAUCUGUCUAGUAAAGCAAUGUGGCCCGAAUGGUCGAACUUGCCAUCGUUUAUAAGUACGGUCCUCUUCGCAAUAUCUGGCAUCAACACAGUUUUACCGGUGGAGAACAAUAUGAAGCAUCCAAAGUAUUUCCUUCGACCUUUUGGUGUCAUGCAAAGCGCAUUUGGAUGUCUGACUGUUCUAUACGCAAUCACUGGAUUCUUUGGUUACGCCCAAUACGGAGAAGACACCAAGGCUUCCAUUACUCUGAACCUUCCAAGUGACAAUGGUUGGGCUCAAUCCACACGCCUAUUCUCCGCCAUGGGAAUACUCGUAUCCUUAGGAUUCUCCCUCUACGUCCCGUUGGAAAUCCUUUGGCCCCAUAUCGCUACUCGACUGGCACCGAAACGGCAAAACUGUGGCCAAAUAACGAUGCGAUCCGUGCUAGCGGUGGCAAUGGUCCUGACGGCGUUCGUCGUUCCGGAAAUCGAACCACUGAUAGGUCUGUUGGGAUCGUUCAGUGCGGCAUCACUUUCCAUAAUGUUUCCGGUUGCGCUGGAUGUGAUCUUCCGAUGGCCGGACGAAUUCGGACGGUGGCGGUGGCUUCUAGUGAAGGAUGCUGUUUUGUGGGUGUUUGGGCUGUUUGUGCUCAUUGUGGGGACAUAUUUUAGCAUUUUGGAUAUCAUUGAAAUAUAUAAGUGAAUAGGCAUUGAAAA